AUGAUGUUUUCCGGCUGCAAUCUCCACUACGUGCUCAAGUCGCAGGACGUUGAAGAGUUUCUUCUCCAGAAUGGCUUCGACGACAUUGAGAACAUCCACGUCUCUGUCGACCCCGUCAGCGCUCGCAACCCGGGCUACUGCUUCGUGGACUUUGCCGAGCGGGCCACGGCUGAGCGAGCUCUGACUGAUCUCAGGGCAAGUCUCCGCGGCCGCGAGGUCAAGGUCGGUCCAUGUGAGCCUAGGAAGAAGCGCAAUGGAGACGGCCGGUCCAACUUCCAGCGCCCGGGCGACUGGAGAUCCGCCUCUGGCGACGAUGGCCAGCAGUUCCAGAGCGAGCCCAGGGAGCAGAGGCCCCGAGGGGGCUUCACUCGCUCCGACGAGGUGGCCGACGAGUCUCAGGGAAAGCGGCUGUACGUCGGAGGACUGGCCAAGAACCUGGACCAGGAGCAGAACAACCAGGAGGUGAUGGACAUUUUCACCGGAUUCAACCCCUCAUACAUUGGCAAGCGCAUCACGCCCCACGAGAGCUCCCGCAGCCCGGCUGGAACCUACUACUACUGCUUCGUGGACUUUGAGACCCAGGAAGAGGCCCAAGCCGCCAUGCAGGCCCUGGAUGGUGCCCAGUACGACGGCGGCGUGCUCAAGGUCUCCCUGGCCAAGAGGACGGACAGACAGUCGGCCCGCCCCAACGCGACGUCUGAUCGCAACGGCGGCCAGGGACGCGGAUGGCGAUCAUCCAACAGCCCACGAACCGAGGGCGGAGCACCGCCGCCGGCCAGAGCCAUGGGAUCCAACAACUGGCGCAAGAGGGACGCCGAGUAG
Trichoderma aggressivum f. europaeum is the source of this 822-nucleotide messenger RNA. RefSeq lists its product as uncharacterized. Gene Ontology annotation, molecular function: RNA binding. The record is from RefSeq and is a predicted model, not a curated record. The coding region runs from base 1 to 822 and encodes 273 amino acids. The transcript has 3 exons. NCBI's taxonomy places the organism in Eukaryota, Fungi, Ascomycota, Sordariomycetes, Hypocreales, Hypocreaceae.